Molecule: messenger RNA, 4087 nt
Organism: Megalops cyprinoides (Indo-Pacific tarpon)
Lineage: Eukaryota; Metazoa; Chordata; Actinopteri; Elopiformes; Megalopidae
Gene: sec16b
Product: SEC16 homolog B, endoplasmic reticulum export factor
Exons: 27
Coding region: 362-3190 (942 amino acids)
Biological process (GO): COPII vesicle coat assembly; autophagy; Golgi organization
Cellular component (GO): ER to Golgi transport vesicle membrane; endoplasmic reticulum exit site
Source: RefSeq, a predicted model, not a curated record
UCUCACAAAACAGAGCAUGUAUGGAGCUACCCUUCAAGGCGUAGUAAAUAAGUACAAAAAAUCCAUAAUCCAAAAUAAACAGAAAAAGGCGCAUCUGGGAAGACUAGAUUGAAAUAUGAUGCCAUAAAUCCAUAGUUGAACUUUGCCCAUGUGAAGUGAAGGAAAAGAGCAGGUCCAGGUCGACCUGGCACAGUUAGUGUUGUGAUUUCGGUAAGCUGAUGUGGAAGGUGUACUUUGACAGCAGCUACAGGGACAUCAGAGAGUUUCGAGCUGAGCUGAACUGCCUCAAGGCAAUAAAAACAAGAAGUUUUGAAAAGGUGUUUAACGCAGCUGCACUCUGAGGCCUGGUUGAGCAGGGAGGAUGGAUCCCAGAGGACCCCCAUGGCGAGGCUUUGGGCCUCAGGAACCUCAGUACUAUGGUCCCAGGCCUGGCUACCCACCGAGGUCUUGUGACUGGGAGGGCUAUAAUAGGCCCAAUCACCUUGGUGAAGCCUACCACCCACACCCAGAUCCCAGAGCAAAGCAACAUCUGCCUCCAGACCCCAGGUCUGGGAGUUAUGUUUCCAGCCCCCAUCCCAGACCGGAUUUCUCCCCCAGUUACUGGAGCACUCCCAUCUCUAGGUCGGGCUAUGAUCCACAUUGGUCAGGUGGCUGGCUGCAACCAAGACAGGGUUAUGACCACCAUCCCCACAACUACUCAUCUUGGUACACCACAGAGGAUUAUGGGUACUAUGAUAAUGGCUAUAACACCAGACACCACAAACAACCAGGUGCUGGCCAAUGGACUCACAGCAUACCUGAUCAAGAGUACCGGAGGUCAGAGACAUAUCAGGAAGGACAAUAUCAACAAGACUGGACUGGCACCACUUACACAGAACAGUACAGCAGUCAGCCAACAGAGAACCAUUGCUUUGACCCCAUCUUUCCCAAUGAAGGCCAUGCCAGGGAAAAUGGGGAAGGUUCAGGAGAGGUCUCUCUGUAUGGGCCUGGGGCCCUGGUGGAAUCCAAAAUGUCUGGGCUGUCCUCCAGCACCUAUGAGCUGAGCCAGUACAUUGAUGAUGCGGAGCAGAGCAACCCACCCGUACAGUCUCGCUGGAGCCCCCUUACAGAGCACGCCACUGUCCCAUGUGUGGAGGCCCCGCUGAAAUUCUCUCUGCCUCAUGUGAGGGUCAGCUUCGGACCAGGCGGUCAGCUGAUACGGGUCAGCCCCAGCCUGGUCUCGCAGGGGGAUCCUGCCCUGGUGGAGUUUCACAGUUUGGAGGUAAUCCUGGCAGAGACACAGGAGCAAGAGGAAAUGAGAGAGUUCCCUGGACCACUGGCGAGGGAGGACCUGCACAAAGUGGAUGCAAUCUCUUUCGCACUGCAGAAGGCAGAAACCUGCCUGAAGGAAGAAUCAUUGCAAGACAGUGCCUCUUUUGCCCUCUUGUGGAUGCUACUGGUACUUCUUUGCAGACAGAAUGGUAGGAUCACGGGCUCGGAUGUCGCAGAGCUCCUGAUGAGAGACUCCUGCUCCCCAGGGCAGUUUGACAGCAAGCCUGGCCCUUCAGAUGGGCCCAGCCUCAUCGAUCUGAGUGAGGGUCCCACCCCUGAGAUGGAGGUGUUGGACAGCGCCGACCUGUUGACUGGGGCCCCUGAGUCCAGUGCCAAACCUGGAGAGAAGGCCCUGCAGGCAUACACCCAGCUCCUGCUGUCUGGGAGGAAGAAGGAGGCCCUGGAGUUGGCCAUGAAGAGUGACCUGUGGGGACAUGCCCUGUUCCUGGCCAGUAAGAUGGAGAACAGGUCUUACACCACUGUGUUGAACAGGUUCAUGGGAAGUCUGUCUACCUGCGACCCCCUGCAGACUCUGUUCCAGCUGCUCUCUGGGAGGAUUCCCACCAUCACCAUGUGCUGUGGCAGUGAGAGGUGGGGGGACUGGAAGCCCCACCUGGCCGUCAUGCUGUCCAACGAGACUGAAGACAUUGCUGUGCAUCAGAAGGCCAUUGUCACCAUGGGGGACACUUUAGCCACUCGGGGCAUGAUCGGCGCUGCCCACUUCUGCUAUCUGACGGCACGUGUUUCUUUUGGAGUGUACACCUCCAGUGCAGAAAAACUGGUCCUUCUGGGAAGCAGCCAUAGUCUGCCUUUCCUGAAAUUCGCCGGGAAUUCUGCUAUCCAGUGUACCGAGGUAUUUGAAUACAGCCAAAGCUUGGGAGACUCCUCUUUCUUCAUUCCCUCCUUCCAGGUCUAUAAGUUCCUGUAUGCGUGUCGCCUGCUGGACUGUGGGUUGGCGCCUCAGGCCUUCCACUACUGUGAGGUGAUAGGAAAAGCCCUGCUGAAGCAGCAUACCCCCAGCACAGUCCUCCUGGGAGAGGUUAUUAAGCUGGCUGACAGGCUUAAGCAAUCAGAUCCACACUUUAGUGAUGUCAGCGCGGACAGGUCCGCUCAGGACCCUGAUUGGCUAGCACAGCUGCGGCUGCGGCAGCAGGGUGCUCAGAUGGGGAGCUAUGGUUUCACUGACACAUGCGAAUCAGCUGUUGAAGAACAUACAAUGGCAAAUGAGGAGAAGAAAGUGUAUCCAGAUCCUUAUACAGAUGAUCAUGAGCUCUCCCCAGACACAAUGAUUGGUGACAUUCAGCAUCCAGAUGCUCAGCACCUACAGUUUGAAAAUGCCGCUGAACUGUACACACCCUAUACCUGGACGCAGCAGGCUAGUUGGCAAGCACACAGCCAGCCUGCGGCAACCCCGGUGACUGGAGGUCAAGAUUGCAACCUUGUGUUAACAAACGGCACAUAUUCCGAGACUGCACCUCUGAACCCAACACUCAGUGGUCAACUCUCAGCUGGUCAAGGGGUUGAGAGCCAGCCUGAUACUUGUGGGAUGGGUGAGGUCAUGCCAAGCCCAGACGAGCAGAGACAGGCCAGCCAGCAGCCCCCUGUCCAGGAGAGAAUGGCCACGGGGCAGGGAGGUGCCCAGCCUGAAAAGGGCACUAAAUCGGGAUUGUUUAGUGGUUGGUUCAAAUCAAAGCCUAAAGACAUCCAGAAGGAGGGUACUGAAGAUUUAAAGCAUACCUCUAUGGAAAAGGAGACACCAGCACCCCCUCUGUCCUCACCUCCUCCUCCCCCACCUGACACAUUCCUAUCUCUGCCUGCAUCCACGGGGUUUAACCCCUUCUCUAAAAAUGCCGGGAGACUGCAGAGUUUCGAAGGUUGACAUUCUUCCCCUGGGUCCACCUCGCUGGCCCUCUCUUAGAGGACCCUCAAUACCACAAUUUUGUGAUAAUAUUCAUGAAAGCUGGGUAACAGGGAAGACAUUGACUGGAUUCUGAUGUCAGGCUGAAGCUGAAGGCCACCUCUGGGACCUCUUGGCCACCUCCCCUUAUUUCUUUUUCUGGAUGACCCUUCAAACCUCCAGUACUCCAUCAGUGUCCAGUAGUUACAAAAAUACACUGGAAACACUAGUGUGAUUAGUGUGCUUUCAGUGUUGUCCAUCACAUUCAAUUUGCUGAAGAAAGUGAGCAGCUGAGGUUGUGCCCUGGGGAAAUUGCUACUGGAAAAUGUGCUGGGUGUGGCAGUAGAAGAUGGACGAUGAGUCACAGCAGCCACCACCUGAGGUUGUGCAUUCUGUAUGAUUAACACCUUGAACAAAAGCCAAAGAAAAGGCAAUGCCUGUAUAUAUCAGUGCAGCAUGUCAAAGACCCCAGUACAAUGUAUGUGUGUGUUAACAGCUUGUUGUGAGGUGGAAGGCUGUAUUGCUUUGCCUCCUUCUCAUGUCACCACUGUUUGGCCUGGUUUAACAUUUAGUACCAGAUGACAUACACAUACACAUACAUGCAUUAAAUAUACUGAUGCAAAUGUGUCAUUAAUGCAGUCACAAUUGAAUAAGGGCUGGGUCACUUCAGCCAGACAUAAGUUGGGUGUACAACUCUGUAGGCUUACAGCAGUAACACACACACACAUUCCCAGACUGUGUAAUUUGCAGAGAAGGUUCCUGUUACCCUAUAUGGAUUGACUUGAGUUGGGCCCAAAUAUAAGCAUCUCAACUUUUCAAAAGGGGGCAAGUCAAGUAAUUAAUUUUGUUUGUAAUUUCUGUGGGAUUUAAAAUGUACUG